Hippoglossus stenolepis (Pacific halibut) is the source of this 1360-nucleotide messenger RNA. Its product is annotated as homeobox protein engrailed-1-B. Gene Ontology annotation, biological process: neuron differentiation; multicellular organism development; regulation of transcription by RNA polymerase II. The record is from RefSeq and is a predicted model, not a curated record. The coding region runs from base 262 to 1128 and encodes 288 amino acids. Gene Ontology annotation, molecular function: DNA-binding transcription factor activity, RNA polymerase II-specific; RNA polymerase II cis-regulatory region sequence-specific DNA binding. Lineage: Eukaryota; Metazoa; Chordata; Actinopteri; Pleuronectiformes; Pleuronectidae. The transcript has 2 exons. Gene Ontology annotation, cellular component: nucleus.
CACACGCACACUCCCGGGAGCAGAUAACGGGGUUUCGGGGAGUUCGGAGGAGACAGAAUAUUCUGCAGCACCGGGAACUCACCGGGAGCUGCCCGGUAUGUCCGAGUACGGAAGCCUGUGAGGAGACGACAUGUGGCCGCUGCGGGUGAUUUGAGGCGCUCAGCAGAAGAUUCGUGUGUCGGUGAAACUCUGGAUACUGACGGAGGCAACAAGUGGAGUUCGCCGCGGAGACGCCGCCGUUUCUCGCCGCCGCCACCAGCCAUGGAAGAGCCGAAGGAGCCGAGCAGCGGCCGGGACUCCACCGAGGAGGAGAGCCUGUCCCUGUCGCCGAACCUGCCGUCCCCGCCGCUGAUGCUCCCGCACCAGGCGGCCCAGCAGGCCCACCGAACCACCAACUUUUUCAUCGACAACAUCCUGCGGCCGGACUUCGGCAGCAGGAAGGAGCCGGCCUACCGCAGCCAGACGCCGGGCCGCGAGAACGUGAACCCGCUGGCCGGGGCCAGGCCGCCGGCGCACACCGGCAGCCUGUGCCUGGACUCGAACUGCAGCAGCGACAGCACCUCGUCGUCGCCGUGCUCCUCGUCCUCCACGUCCUCGUCGCCCUCGUCCAAGCAGAACUCGUCGAAACAGGGCGAGCCGGCGGGCACCGGCACCGGGAGAUACGCGGACAGCCCCUCGUCUAUUGUGGUUGUGAGCAGCGGCAACGGGGCGGCCGCGGCCCCCAGUAAGGAGAGCCAGCCGCUGCUGUGGCCCGCCUGGGUUUACUGCACCCGCUACUCGGACCGGCCCUCAUCUGUUUCCACACCAGGCCCAAGGACACGGAAACUGAAAAAGAAGAAGAGCAGCAAGGAGGACAAGCGGCCCAGGACAGCGUUCACGGCCGAGCAGCUGCAGAGACUGAAAACUGAGUUCCAGGCCAACCGCUACAUAACGGAGCAGCGGAGACAGUCUCUGGCCCAGGAACUCAACCUGAACGAGUCCCAGAUUAAAAUCUGGUUCCAGAAUAAGAGGGCCAAGAUUAAAAAGGCCACCGGCUACAAGAACGGCCUGGCCAUGCAGCUCAUGGCCCAAGGACUUUACAACCACUCGACCACCACCGUGCAGGAGGAGAAGGAGGAAAGUGAAUGAGAGGGCCCCGGACAUUCCCCCCACGCCCCGCCCCCCACACCCCCCCCCCCCACGCUCAGGCCCCGCAGCCUGACUCUUUGGACUCUUUUUGGAGCUAAUGAAAAAAAAAAAAAUGAACUGGAAGUGGGGGAGCCGCUAUUUAAAAACACAGAUUUCUGUUUAUGGUAACAGUAUAUGGACAUAAUUAUAUAAAUGAGCGAUCGUUAUUAAAGUUUAUAUAGCCACACAGUUA